AUGUCGUUCUCGCACUGGGCUGUCGAGCCCUGCAUCUCUGCCGGGACGCCCAAGUCCUUUCGCGACUCAGAACAUGAAGCCUGGGCCUACUUCGACAUUACCGUCUCGGUACAGUCGGGCCUGAUGUAUCAGAAGACAUCGCUGCAGGCCGUGCAGAUAUUUGCCCUGAAGACUGUGUUUGCACAGGGUGUUGGAGGGCCGCAGCCAGAGUACAUCUACUGUGCCAUCGCAGUGCGCUUGGCCACGGGUCUCGGUUUGCACAAAUCCUCGUCAAAGGCGUGGAAUCUAUCCGACCUCGAUAUGGAAGAUCUGGAGUCUGCACUGUCUCGACAAGACAAUUGCGUUUCGUACCGGUUGCCCCUCGCUGCUUGA
This is a messenger RNA of Fonsecaea erecta, 372 nucleotides long. RefSeq lists its product as hypothetical. The record is from RefSeq and is a predicted model, not a curated record. NCBI's taxonomy places the organism in Eukaryota, Fungi, Ascomycota, Eurotiomycetes, Chaetothyriales, Herpotrichiellaceae. The transcript has a single exon. The coding region runs from base 1 to 372 and encodes 123 amino acids.